AUGGCGGUAGAAGCCGCCAUGGAUGCUCAAUAUCAAAACUUGCCUCCUCUCAAGAGAUUACGAUUGAUGCAGCGAGAUCUGGAACUUGCGCAGCCGAAGCUAGCGAGUCAACCGGAGGUGAAGUCGAUGCAGUUGCCGGCGAAGAAGAGGAAGCAUACUCGCGUUGACUACGAUGACGAUGGCGAGAACUCUAACCCCACUUACCGUUGUCUGCCGGCGAAGAAAAGGAUAUGGGCGAUUGAUCCGGAUCUGCUCUCCGGUAACCCCUUUUCGCCUUUUGAUCUGAAUGUUGAGUAUAAGCCUUCUGUUGAGGAGAACGGAACUAAGAAAAAGGGAUCUGUAACGGUUGAAUCGGGUUUAGAAGCAGAAGAUGAUAAUAAAGAGAAUAUUGAUCCUCUAGGGAAAGAACUUUGUUUGGAUCUGUCUGAUAGAGAAGUAGAGAAGGAAGAAGAAGAAGAAGAAGACUGUGUUAGUGGUAGUGAUCACUGUGAGCUUGAAGAAGUAGAAGAAGAUGGCAUUAUGUGUGCUGUAUGUCAAAGCACAGAUGGUGAACCAUCAAAUCCAAUCGUGUUCUGUGAUGGUUGUGAUUUAAUGGUUCAUGCUUCAUGUUAUGGGAACCCUCUUGUUAAGGCUAUCCCAGAAGGCGAUUGGUUCUGCAGGCAGUGUAUCGCAUCUCGUUCAUCGAAGAACCGAGAAAAGCUCUUCUCUUGCUGCUUGUGUACAAGCAAAGGUGGAGCAAUGAAACCGACAAAGGAUGGUCGAUGGGCUCACAUCACUUGCUCGUUGCUUGUCCCGGAAGUCUACUUUGAGGAUCCUGAAGGAAGGGAAGGGAUCUGUUGCAGCGAGAUACCGAGUAAGAGAUGGAGAGAUAGGUGUUACUUGUGCAAGAUUAGACGCGGUUGUGUUAUCGAGUGUUCAGAGAUGAAAUGUCAGUUGGCUUUCCACGUUACUUGCGGUUUGAAGGAAGAUCAUUGCAUCGAGUAUCGUGAAGGCAAGAAGAGUUGUGGUAUUGUUGUUGGUUUCUGCAGGGAUCAUACCAAGCUAUGGGAAAGGGAAAGUGGCAAGUACAAGAUUGUUGCCAGAAAUGAAGAUAAGAAGUAGGCAGAAAGCUGGAGAGUCGUCAUGAUCAUUCUUUUGCUUUGCAAAUCUGAAACUUCUUAUGGUUUUGGUUGUUUUAAAACGUUUUAUUUUUGUUUAUUUCAUGGUUAUGUGAUCAGUGAUUAGCUGGUGCUUAAUGCUUGUUAAGUUUAUGUUCUUUUCUCAAAGCUAAGUUAUGUUCUAAGUUAUGUCAUGAUGAUUAUCAAUAAACUAGGUAAUAUUGUUGUUUACACAUCUCAUAUAUUAUUUUACUCCA
Thlaspi arvense is the source of this 1354-nucleotide messenger RNA. NCBI's taxonomy places the organism in Eukaryota, Viridiplantae, Streptophyta, Magnoliopsida, Brassicales, Brassicaceae. The record is from the annotation of a GenBank genome assembly.